This is a messenger RNA of Heteronotia binoei (common prickly gecko), 1217 nucleotides long. RefSeq names its product R3H domain containing like (gene R3HDML). The coding region runs from base 21 to 782 and encodes 253 amino acids. The transcript has 5 exons. NCBI's taxonomy places the organism in Eukaryota, Metazoa, Chordata, Lepidosauria, Squamata, Gekkonidae. The record is from RefSeq and is a predicted model, not a curated record.
AGAAGACUGCCAGUCCUAAAAUGACUCUCUUGCACAUGCAUUUGUAUCUUCCUGGCUUGGUCUUUUGGGUUCUACAGAAAUCAGCCUCCUUUGGGCUUCCCAAUACUACUGAACUCCUUUACCAAUCUAGCAGUUCCAAGGCAGGCCUCCCACCAAGCCUUGGAGGACAUAGGACUCGUGGAAAGCGCUAUAUUUCUCCCAGGGAUAUGAGUGCCCUUUUGGACUACCACAACCAAGUGAGGUCUCAGGUGUCUCCACCAGCUGCCAACAUGGAAUAUAUGAUAUGGGACGAUAAGCUAGCCAGAUCUGCAGAGGCCUGGGCAAAACAGUGCAUAUGGGACCACGGGCCUCCACAUCUGAUGAGAUAUAUUGGCCAGAACUUGGCCAUUCACUCUGGCAGGUACCGUUCAGUUGUGGACCUUGUGAAAUCAUGGUAUUACGAGAAGCAGCAUUACUCUUUUCCUUAUCCCCAUGAAUGCAAGCCCAGCUGCCCUUCCAAAUGCAGUGGUUCGGUCUGCAGCCAUUAUACCCAGAUGGUAUGGGCUUCUUCCAACAGAAUUGGCUGUGCCAUCCACACCUGCACCAACAUGAAUGUGUGGGGCAGCACCUGGCGGCGAGCAGUCUACUUAGUGUGCAACUAUGCCAUUAAGGGAAACUGGGUGGGAGAACCACCUUACAAAAUGGGAAGACCCUGCUCGGCCUGCCCACCAAGUUACGGUAGUACCUGCAGCAAUAACAUGUGUUACUCUGGACUAAAAUCCAACAAAGUGAGCUGGUUCUGAGUCUGCUGGAUGUAUUCCAAGCUCUGCAACAGCUGGAGAAUCAGGAUGUCAGACUUGCCGCUGGAAAGGGGAGAGGCAUGGCAGUGUACCACGUAUUGUAAAACAAAAAGAUUAUUUAUUCUUGCAAAAUCCUCAGAUGCUUCUUUUCAGCCUGUUAUUUGGCCCUUACAGUGAUGAAUCUCCAAGUCUUCUUCUCCCUGCUCAUGACUAUAUACUAUGUACACAACAGCAUGCUUUUCCUAUUAUUUUGUUCAAGGAAGAAAUUCUUAAAUCUGGUUGCAUUGCAGGCCACUAUUCAGGUUUCUGGGUUACUUGUAUAUUUUUUUACAUUAUAGACAUUAUAAAGGCGUCUGUUUAGAAGGCUUGCCAGUUUUAAAUUAAAUUCUGUGCAGACGUAUCUCUAGGUAUUCCUCAGGGAUAAAAACAAUCACAUUU